AAUUUCUAUGCUAAAUUCAAACACAAACCGGAAAAGCAACACCCAAAAACUGAAGCUCACCACAAGUAUAAACUUUGAUCUUAAAUAGUUAACCACAAUGAGUAUCAAUGAAGCAGAUGGGGACAAAACGUGCGAAUGCUCCUGUGGGAGCCUGUGUUUUGAAAGCGAUACGGAUCAGGAUAUCAAGACGGAUGAGCACAAGAAGCAUAAGAAUAAGAAGGAUAAGAACGAUGAGAACAUGGAAAAGGGACGUCAAUACACCUGGUUUAAUGAAAACGGACGACUGAUGAGUCGCAAGCUAACGAAUUACGAGAGUCAUCUGGAGGACGAAGUCCAGAAAUUGCAGGAUGCACUAUUUUCAAUCUCCUCCCACUAUGCAAAGAUACAAUUUCGAUUACGUCAAAUUGCCGGCGCCUCAGGAAAUGAGCGUUUGUGCCUCCUUCGGGAGCUUCAGAGGAUUACAUGCCAGGGCAUAGAUUCCAGUCGGAAUAAUGAUGAGCUACCCACAUUGAUGAGCGAUGCUUACAGCAUGGGAGAUGUUCGCGCUCGACAGCAGAAGAUCCUUACACAGCUGAGGAAACGCCUCUCAGAUCUAGCUGAGGUGACCGAUUCUGGUUUCUGCAUUGAAUCGGAAAGCAGCUACAAUUUUCGGAAAUACGAAAGAUCUUAUGGCACAACUCCGUGUGAGAUAACCUCAGACGGUACUGUGGAGCACGGCAAGUACUGCCCUUGCAUUAUGUGCAGAGAAGAAUUCUGCAGAGAAUCGGCUUGCAAGCGAGGCUACCUGGCCGAAACGUGGCCUAAGCUAUGCUGCAGUGAAGAUGAACACCGUGAAUGUCAAUCUAAAACAAAGUCAAAAUCUAAGAAAAAGCGACAAAAGCAAAAGUCGAGGAAAUUGGAUAAAAUAUCACCCAGAAGAUCUUCCCGCCGUGGUAGUCUUAAUCGAUAUUAUCGUAUGCCGAGUGAAGGAAACCGUCAGGACUCUCCGAAUGCAGGGAAAAAUUCCAUUUCCAAAAGUCAACGAGCAACUCUUACAAGUAUCAAUAGUGGAGGAAUACGUGGCAGUUCCAUAAGAGGAAAACCUCCAGGUAGCAGACACCAAUCAGAAACAGCUUUGAUUAGUCAACUCAGCGGAAAAAGUCUUUCUCAAAGUGUGGGAAAACGUUCCAGCCAAAGAAGUUCCAGUCAAAGGGGCCCGCAGGGAUCUGUGAAUCGUAUCUCCAUUGGGGAAAAAGGUUCGGGUCAUAGAAGCCGGCAGGCAUCUCCGAAUGAAACUUCUGGUGUGGGAAGUAGUCCCAGUCAAAGAAGCACGCUGGCAUCUCCUAGUAGUAGCCCUAGUUUGGGAAAGAAUUCCAAGAAAAGAAGCCAGCAGGAAUCUAUCAGUAGUUCAACUAGUGGAGGGAAAAGUCUUGGUCGAAAAAGCCCACUGCUUUCGAUCUCUGCCAGACGUAAUAAUAUCGAUGGAAGCUUACCUUUUCUUAAGAGAACAUCUUUAGAAAGUCUAGGCAAUCAAGAAAGCAAAAGACAAAGUAAACUGAGAACAAGCAAAGCAAGCUUAGACAGCAAACGCAGUUUGAUGAGUGCACGAAAAUCAAAUCCAGACAAACGUCAGUGUGGAAAGAAAACUAUGCUAAGCAAACUUUCGUGCAAAUUGACACGGAGGUGCAGUAAGAAAGCAUCAAUUUCAAAAAAGAAACCGAGCUAUUUAGAAAAUAAAGAUGAGGAUCAAAAUGAGGAGAGACAAAGUGUCAGUGCAAAUAAGAGAGAUGAAUCUCCAAGCUUUAGAGAAGAUAUAGAAGAUGAUCAACAAUAUGAAGGCAAAAUACAUAAAGGAUCAAUUCUUCGCAAACUUGAAGGCGAUGCGAAUGAAGAUAAAUCAGAAAAUAGAACGUCUAGAAAUCAAGAAGAUAUUGAUGAACAUCAAUAUGCAAAUGAGGAUAGUCAGUCAUUGAGAUCGUAUGCGUGGAAACAACCUCUCGUUGUUUAUUCAACUAACGAGGAGAAUCGUCACUACUGCAAGAAAAGUUGUAGGGGAAAAUGUGCCAAAUCUGGACAAUGUGGGAGAAUUCACGACUGUUUAAAAAAGUUUGAGGCAAUAACGUCUAAAAAGAGUAAUGCAAUCUUAAAAAUGUGUAGUGCUCUGGGAUUUUCCCAGAUGCAUACGCCUCAUCGAAUUAGUUCUCGAAGCUAUCAGGAACUUAAUCAAUAUCGUGUAGAGGCCCAUAGAAAUAGAAGAAAGCAAAACAUAUCUAGGGACACAUUAGACGAAGAUCAAUUUCACUAUGAGAGCCAGGAAAGUAGAAUAUCUAUCAAAAGAGGACAAAGAUCAGUACGAAGUAGUCCGGAGAAUGAAUACGAUAAAGAUCGAGGAGAGAGUACAAGAAGUAGAAAAGUAAGCAAGAAAGGAAGAGCACAAAGCAUUGCUGAAAAAGAACUAGACGAAGAUCAAGACCAAGAUAAAAGUAAAAGAAGUAGCACAGCUAGCAAAAAAGGAAAUAGAUCUAUACAAAGAAGUCCCCAAGAUGAAUACGAUCAAAGUCAAAUAAAGAGUGAAAGAAUGAGCGCUGCCAGCAAUAGAGAACAAAGAACAAUACGAAAAAAUCCUAAAGAAGAAUACGAUAAAGAUCAAGGAGAAAGCACAAGAAGUAGCAAGGUAAGCAAGAAUGAAAGACGACAUAAUAUUCCUGAGGAAGAAUUGAACGAAGAUUUAGACCCAGAAAAUAGUAAAAGAAAUAGUACAGCCAGCAAAAGAACUCAAAGAUCUUUACGGAGGAGCUCUCAAGAUAAAGAUCGAGAAGGAAGUACAAGAAGUAGCAAGGUAAGCAAUUAUAGAAGAAGACAAAACGUUUUUGAUGAAUAUGCAGAAGAAGACAAGAGCAAAAGAAAUAGUACAUCCAGCAAAAGAACUCAAAGAUCUGUGCAAAGAAGUUCUCAAGAAGAAUACGAUCAAGAUCGAGAAGAGAGUGCAAGAGCUAGCAAAGCAAGAAAAAAUGGAAGAAGUCAAAACAUUUCUGAUGAAGAACUGGAUGAAGAUCAAGACAAAGACAAGAGUAAAAGGAAUAGUACAUCCAGCAGAAAAACUCAAAGAUCUGUACGGAGCAUUUCUCAAGAAGAAUAUGAUAAGGAUCGCAAAGAAAGUACAAGAAGUAGCAAGGUCAGCAAGAAUCGAAGAGGACAAAGUAUUCCUGAGGAAGAAUUGAACCCAGAUCGACUUCAAGAAAAUAUUAAAAGAAUUAGUACAGCUAGCAGAAGAGAUCAAAGUUCUGUGCGAAGAAGUUCUCAAGAAGAAUUCGAUCUAGAUCGACAGGAAAGUUCAAGAAGUAGCAGGGUAAGCAAGCAUAGAAGAGAUCAAAACAUUUCUGAUGAAGAACUGGACUCAGAUCAAGACAAAGAAAAGAGUAAAAGAAAUAGUACAGCCAGCAAAACAACUCAACGAUCUGUACGGAGAAGUUCUCAAGAAGAUUACGCUAAGGAUCAAGAAGAGAGUGCAAGAAGUAGCAAGGUAAGCAAAUAUGAAAGAAGACAAAACAUUUCUGUUAAACAACUGGAUGAAGAUCAGGACGUUGACAAGAGUAAAAGAAGUAGUGCAUCCAGCAGAAGAACUCAAAGAUCUGUACGGAGCAGUUCUCAAGAAGAAUACGGUCAAGAUCGAGCAGAGAGUACAAGAAGCAGCAAUGUAAGCAGGAAUGAAAUGGGACAAAGCAUUUCUGAAGAAGAAUCGGACGAAAAUCGAGACCAAGAAUAUACUGAAAGAAGUAGCAAUCCAGUUAAAAGUGGUUGGCGAGAAAGCAUUCGUCUUGAUGAAAUAGAUCUAAAUCGAGAAGAGAUGAGAAGGAGUAGCAAGUCUUUCAAUAAAACUAGGGGAUUACUACAUAGCCGUCUUAUUAACUCGCUAAGUAAUACACCGAAAGAUCCAAUUCAGAACAAAACGGAAUGCCUUACUCCAGCACCAUCUGCGAUUUUCACACGCUCCAUGGUAGAAAUGACGACAAAUAUUGAAAGAGAUAAUACCAAUCGGACAAACACGAUUAAGAAGAUAAGUCAACGUCGAGAAACUAAGAAAAAUUGUACUAAAACUGUGAAUUUCGAGAAAUGCCCAUGCCCAUGUAAAAACCAAGAAAAGAAAACUGAAAAAAAAUUCUUCAGUUUUUCUUUUGAAGCUCGGCAAUGUAAAUUGGCGAAACCACAAGAAAAUACCAGUACUAAAAAUCAGACAUGUGAUUCGAAAUGUCAUUGCGUUAAGCCUCAGUGUGGUCAUCACCAGUUACUGCGUCCAUUCUCCCAUCAUUCCAUGUUGGAGUUGCCCUUACUAUAUCCACGGGCCAUCGGCAAGCCCAGAAAGAUGACCAAAUGUGAACGAAAAGAUUGUAAGGAUGCCAGCUGGAAAGGUCGAAAAUAUUUUGAAGAAUUGAGCAAACAAGUUAACAACCCCUACAUACUGAAAGCCCAUGAGACUCAGACGCCAACUACGAGUACUAAACAAUCGAAAUUUGCAGAAAAACCGUCAGCUUAUAAAGAUCCAAUGGAGGAUGACGUAUACACUGACUGUUAGACUGCAAAUCAAACGAAUAAAAAACCAAGAUUCACAAUUUUAGGUUAGCCUAAAGCACACACAAAAUACGUAGGUAGAACUCUACCUAUUUGACGAGUGUCUUGGGUUAGUUUAGGAUUAAAAUUUCUUUGGUUUUCCCAUUUGUCCUGGAGAGCUACGGCAA
Messenger RNA from Drosophila innubila, 4715 nucleotides. Its product is annotated as serine/arginine repetitive matrix protein 2. The record is from RefSeq and is a predicted model, not a curated record. The transcript has 2 exons. Lineage: Eukaryota; Metazoa; Arthropoda; Insecta; Diptera; Drosophilidae. The coding region runs from base 98 to 4552 and encodes 1484 amino acids.